This is a messenger RNA of Hyposmocoma kahamanoa, 1592 nucleotides long. RefSeq names its product monoacylglycerol lipase ABHD12-like. The record is from RefSeq and is a predicted model, not a curated record. Lineage: Eukaryota; Metazoa; Arthropoda; Insecta; Lepidoptera; Cosmopterigidae. Gene Ontology annotation, cellular component: endoplasmic reticulum membrane. The coding region runs from base 296 to 1423 and encodes 375 amino acids. Gene Ontology annotation, biological process: monoacylglycerol catabolic process; phosphatidylserine catabolic process. The transcript is spliced from 10 exons. Gene Ontology annotation, molecular function: monoacylglycerol lipase activity; phosphatidylcholine lysophospholipase A1 activity.
UUUUAAUUAUUUCCUUAUUGUGGCAGUGUUAAUGAUUUGCUACAUUAACGUUCAUGAAAAAUGUUAGUUUAGUUUGGUUCAAGAGAUUUGCCUUACACCCUGUUCUUUGUCGACUCGUAAUAAUUUUUACUUUCAUUUUUAUUAAUCUCACAUGUUCCUUAAAAUCCUGAGUGUUUUACGUAUUAACAUAGUUGUAUUAUCAUCUAAUUUGAAUAAUAUGUCAUUGUUUCUAGUAUUGUAAUAGUAAAAUAGCACGAUCUCAUUUUUUAAAUAGCCGAAAAUAGAAAAGAAAAAUAUGGUAGAAUUUGUUGGAAUUCUGAUUUGUGUGCCUUUAUAUACGGUUGCGGCACUCUUAUUGGGUGUAGGCGUAACUGCGGGACUCUUUGUGUUCCAUGUAGCCGUGGUGCCUCUCAUAUUUAAAUACUCGAAGACCUUCCGGAGGAGUCUCGUCUUUGCGAAUUUUGUGCAGUGGCCACCGAACGUGGACUACGAUGACCCAUCGUCGCGAGGCAUUGAAGGCGGACGCAAUUUCAACAUCGAGUACCAUUCCGAAGUAGACCACUGCCCUGUCAAGAUAGGAAUAUGGCACAUACUGCCGAAAACAUUGUACGAAAGGAUAAAAGGCGAUUUCGAGCACACCGACAAGGAACAACUGAACAGAAUAAUGGAUGAGGAAUUGGCCAAAUCCACGAUGCCCGUUAUGAUGUAUUGCCACGGUAACUCCAAUUCCCGUGCGGCCACUCAUCGGAUACAACUGUACAAAUUUUUCCAACAGAUGGACUUUCAUACAAUUGCGUAUGAUUACAGAGGCUACGGUGAUUCGACUAACCUGAAUCCUACGGAAGACGGCGUGGUGGAGGACUCGCUUGUCGUCUAUGAAUGGUUGUGCAAUACUGUCGCUAAAGAAGGGAAGCGGCCGCCGUUGUUUGUUUGGGGACAUUCUUUGGGGACAGGUAUAUCGUCCCACCUUUUGGGCAAUUUACCCGAGCUGUCAACCCGUUUGCUGUCCCGCGAAUCGCCCCUGCCGCCGCCCUGCGGACUAAUUCUCGAGGCACCUUUCAACAACCUCGCUGAUGAAGUUGCACAGCAUCCGUUGUCUAAGUUGGUAACCUGGUUGCCGUAUUACGAGUCAACGUUUGUGGCACCAUUUCGAUCGGCGCCGGAACACAAGUUCUGCUCCGAAGUGCAUCUUAAUCGUGCACGUACUUUGCCUGUGCUUAUAUUGCACGCGAAAGAUGACGUCAUUGUGCCUUUCCUAGUCGGUUUAAGGCUAUACCGGUCCAUAGUGGCGUCACGCAUCGAUGGCGGUGCGCCAGUGAAACUGCAUGCGUACGACAAAAGUCUCGGCUUAGGACACAAAUGGAUUUGCAAUGCAAAAGAUUUGCCUCAAGUUGUCGGGGAGUUCGUGAAGGACCACCGAUAGAGCCUUAACUGCUUACUGUUACUCUAUUUUCUGUGAUAACAGCACAUAGUGACUUUAGCUAGCUUAUACAGGGUGUCCACUUAAUCUUUAAUGUUGUAAAGAUUGUACAAUUUUAAAUUAAUUGAAAUCCGAUUAAAGAUAUUGCUAACAUGCUAUACAUAUAACGAGA